GAAAACAGCCGCAAGCAGCAGCACCCUCACCCGCACCCGCACCACACCACUCGCCACACCUCACCUCCCGCACCACAGCAGCCAGGCAGCCAGACGGCAGACCAGACCCCCAGAACAGAACCCUAGACCGAGACCGAAACCGAGCCCGGGCCCAACAGUUUAGCGACGGCAACGGCAGGUGCCAUUUGAAGUGUGCGGACGGUAGAAUGGUUUUUUUGGAUGCGAACGAAAGCAGCGGCGCUUUCAUUUCCAAUUUUCUAUAAGGGAAAUCCGCGUUUAUAUUGCCCCCCGACGGUGACGGUGACGGGGACGGCGACGGCGACGGCGACGGCAACAGCGAUGAGUGCGUGCGGCGGCAAUGUUCGCGACGGUUCGGGUCUGUAUUCCACCGCCCCCGCUUUCAAAUUCGAUGUCAUGCCAAAGAUAACGACGGCGACGUCGGUAGCGGCAGCGGCAGCGGCGGCAGCAACAGCAGCGACGUCGACUGCAGCGUGGGCAACGGUUAACGUGGAAAAUAAAUUCGAAGCGGCAGAGCCAACGGCUUUUAGUUUUCGAACAGCGGCGGCGGAGCAUACAACGCAUCAACGAUCCGAGCAGAUCGCCAGCCCCAUCAACCACAAAGAAAAAAAAACACCCACAACAAAAGCAACCACAACAAGAGCAGCAGAAGAAAGAGAACCCAGAACUGGAAUUGCAGCAACGAGUGCCAAAGAGAGGCAUAGAAGUAACGAAGAAAACGCAUCCACCGCUCCAUGCGAACAGCGUCUGCAGCGUCUGGCCAGGCACAAGGCUCAACUCCGUGCCGCCUUCUUCAAGGACAUUUGCCAUCAAACAGGAGAGCCCACCAGCAGGAGUCCAACGGAAAGAGCCACUGAAACUGGAGCCAAAACCACACAAGAGGAGAACGCCGGGCGAAAGCAAGGACAAGGGAGACCCAUUCAGCUGUUGAUUCACAAAUUCCAGGCCAUGAUUGUGCAGCAGGAGCAGCAGGUGGAGCGCGAGCGGGAGCUGAAGGCAGCCGCUGCUUUGGGCGGAACGGCCACCAGUGCCGCCAACUCGGAUGAGGGCUGCAAUGUUACCGGGGGCGGGCUGAGUCCCUACAGCAGCGACAACGAGGACACCGGCGCCACAAUGGGCGCCAGCUCGCGCUCCCGGAAGGGCAAGGUGACACGCUGCGCCAGCAGCGACUCUGCCCUGGGCCUGGAAGUGGACGAUGCCCACAUCGAGGUGGUGACGAUUCCACCCCAACGUCGCAUGACCCUGACCGUCACCGAUCUGCCGCUGCGUCCGGCCCUGUUGCCCUUGGCCGAGCCCACCGCCCUGCCGGACUCGUCUCCCCUCACCUCGCCCACCGGUACUGCGGGACUGGUCGGCUCCGUUGGAGUGCCCACCAAGGUGCUGCUGGAGGAGCGACUUGUGGCCGCACUGGCAGCUCCGCCCGGCUCCAGGCGGGAGUCCACCCAAAGCUGCUUCAGCGAGCUGGGAGCCGGGGUGCGCUACGUGCGCACACCCUCGGUGGUGGUGUCUGACUACUCGGACGACAUCACCGCCUGUGGUAUCAGCAUGGAGGAGAUGGAGUACUUUCGGUUGCAACGGGCUCGCGGGCAACGCCGCUGCUCGCUGGAAGCGGGAGCAGCCUCGGCCGGCGGCAUGGGCCCAGGAUGUGCCAAGGACGAAGGCCAGUCGGAUGUCAGUGCCGCGAGCAGCUGCAGCAAUCUGUACUACUGCGGCUCCACGAUCUCCGCUCUCGACGGCGGCGAGUGCAUUGUGAACGGCGUCCGUGUGGCCCUGGCCAGGAAGUCCAGUCGCAGUCACAGCACCAGCGGGGACGAGGACGAGGAUGAGGAGGUAGAGGUGGAGGUGGAGGAGGACGAGCCGGUGAUUGAGGAUCUCGAGCUGGAGGAUGAGGAGGAGGAUAAGCAGCAGCAGCAGCUGCUGGUGCAGGUGCAAGCAGAACAGGAGGAUCAGCAGCAACAGCAGCCACAGCAGCAACAGCCGCAGAGGGAUCGUGUUAGGGAGAGGGCGACAGAGACAGAGGAAGAUUCACAUCGUCUGCUCAGCGAACUGCUGGCUGCCACGCUGCUGAGAGAUGGCACCAAGAAGGCAGAAGUGAAUGAUGCGCUGGAUACCAGAUGAAAGUCUUCUGUAUACGGAUUAGGGCUAAGGAUAUACACAUAUAGGAAUAUAGGAACAAUAUACUAUUAUUAAGACAUACAUACAUACAUAUGUAUGUACAUUCAUAUUUAUUUGCAUUGGCUCAAUGUGGUUUUCAUUUGUCUUGUGGCUUGUAUCUUGAGCCUCACCUCAGUCUCUUGGAGUACAAGCAAAAAACGAAAGCAGGACUGGUGAAGAGCGAAGGAGAUAACCCCUUGGGUGCAUAUUUGUAUGUAUUUAUGUACAUAUGUAUGUACGUACUGUACGUAUGUGUGCGCGAUUGCUUAAAAGGCUGUUAAUUAAUUUGAUUUUUAUCUUAUCACAAAAUGAGGUUCUGUUGCUCGCUCGCUCGAGAAGUUUGAAUUUCUUUU
Messenger RNA from Drosophila obscura, 2525 nucleotides. RefSeq lists its product as uncharacterized. Bases 220 to 2136 code for a protein of 638 amino acids. Lineage: Eukaryota; Metazoa; Arthropoda; Insecta; Diptera; Drosophilidae. The record is from RefSeq and is a predicted model, not a curated record. The transcript has 2 exons.